AUGAAUUAUCGUCAUAACAAAAUUAUGUUCACGAAACUCGUGUUAACGUUGCUUGUGUCUGGAGCUUGGAGCCGUUCAUGGGCCAAUCAUCAUGACACUACAACCUCUACUACACAAACAACGCCCACUACCAGUCAAGCGCCGAAGAAUUUUCAUAAUGACCCUCUUAUCGUUGAGACUAAAAGUGGCCUUGUAAAAGGUUAUGCCAAAACAGUGAUGGGUCGUGAGGUGCACAUUUUUACUGGUAUUCCAUUUGCAAAACCUCCUCUUGGUCCAUUAAGGUUCCGAAAGCCUGUCCCUAUAGACCCAUGGCAUGGAGUUUUAGAAGCAACAUCCAUGCCAAAUAGCUGUUACCAAGAGAGAUACGAAUAUUUUCCUGGUUUUGAGGGUGAGGAGAUGUGGAAUCCUAACACUAACAUAUCAGAAGACUGUUUGUAUCUUAAUAUAUGGGUACCUCAGCACCUUCGCGUUCGACAUCAUCAAGAUAAACCCUUAACGGAAAGACCAAAAGUACCAAUAUUAGUUUGGAUUUAUGGGGGCGGUUACAUGAGCGGCACGGCCACUCUUGAUUUGUAUAAAGCCGAUAUAAUGGCUUCCUCUAGUGAUGUCAUUGUUGCUUCUAUGCAGUACAGGGUCGGUGCAUUUGGAUUUUUAUACUUGAACAAUUAUUUUUCCCCUGGUAGUGAAGAAGCACCAGGUAACAUGGGUUUGUGGGAUCAACAAUUGGCGAUCCGAUGGAUCAAAGAUAAUGCUCGUGCCUUUGGCGGAGAUCCUGAAUUGAUUACAUUGUUUGGAGAAUCAGCGGGUGGUGGCAGCGUGAGCCUUCACAUGCUGUCUCCGGAAAUGAAGGGACUGUUCAAAAGAGGUAUAUUGCAGUCUGGAACUUUGAACGCCCCUUGGAGUUGGAUGACAGGAGAGAGAGCUCAAGAUAUAGGAAAAGUCCUAGUUGAUGACUGUAACUGCAAUAGUAGUCUUCUGGCGGUAGACCCGAGCCUAGUGAUGGAUUGUAUGCGUGGAGUGGAUGCUAAAACGAUAUCAGUGCAACAGUGGAAUUCAUAUACUGGUAUACUAGGAUUUCCAUCGGCUCCAACUGUUGAUGGUGUGUUUCUACCAAAAGAUCCAGAAACUAUGAUGAAAGAGGGAAAUUUUCAUAACAAUGAAGUUCUUCUUGGUAGUAAUCAAGAUGAAGGUACAUAUUUCUUACUCUAUGACUUCUUGGAUUACUUCGAAAAAGACGGCCCAAGUUUUCUACAACGAGAAAAGUUUCUUGAGAUUAUCGAUACAAUUUUCAAAGAAUUUUCCAAAAUUAAGAGAGAAGCAAUCGUGUUUCAAUACACAGACUGGGAAGAAAUCACAGACGGCUAUUUGAAUCAAAAGAUGAUUGCGGAUGUGGUUGGUGACUACUUCUUCGUAUGUCCCACUAACUAUUUCGCAGAGGUGUUGGCGGACGCUGGAGUCGAAGUUUAUUACUAUUAUUUUACUCAUCGUACAAGCACUAGUCUAUGGGGAGAAUGGAUGGGAGUUAUGCAUGGCGACGAGAUGGAGUACGUGUUUGGUCACCCCCUUAACAUGUCCCUGCAAUACCACACCCGCGAACGAGACCUAGCUACUCACAUUAUGCAGUCUUUCACCAGAUUUGCUUUGACAGGAAAGCCUCACAAAUCGGACGAAAAGUGGCCUCUGUACUCCAGGACUUCACCACAUUAUUACACGUACACCGCUGAUGGAACUAGCGGACCGGCUGGUCCACGCGGGCCUCGUGCUUCUGCUUGCGCUUUUUGGAACGAUUUUUUGAAUAAGCUUAACGAACUGGACCAUGUUCCAUGCGAUGGAGCUGUAACUGGGCCAUAUAGCAGUGUGGCCGGCACAAGUCUGCCGAUAGUACUGCUCACGACCCUGGCGACAACGGCGGCUCUGUAA
Parnassius mnemosyne (clouded apollo) is the source of this 1920-nucleotide messenger RNA. The record is from the annotation of a GenBank genome assembly. Lineage: Eukaryota; Metazoa; Arthropoda; Insecta; Lepidoptera; Papilionidae.